This is a messenger RNA of Folsomia candida, 894 nucleotides long. RefSeq lists its product as uncharacterized. NCBI's taxonomy places the organism in Eukaryota, Metazoa, Arthropoda, Collembola, Entomobryomorpha, Isotomidae. The transcript is spliced from 4 exons. The coding region runs from base 112 to 687 and encodes 191 amino acids. Gene Ontology annotation, cellular component: mitochondrial small ribosomal subunit. The record is from RefSeq and is a predicted model, not a curated record.
ACAAUUCAAAAAAUACUCACCUUCAGUUUAGAGAGGUAGUCGAGAAAUUUUAGAACGGGGGGCAUUUCACUGCCCUCAUUCCUCUCAUCCAUUUUAUCCACCGACUCGGCCAUGCUUCUCAAAAUUCUAAGAAAUUCUCCUGAGAUGAUGAUUCGGCUUAAAUCAUUGUCAAGAUCACAAAAUGGACGCCUAUUGGAUUGCUUUAAGAUUUAUUGGAAUCCCCCAAGGGAACUCUGCUCAGGGAGGAAAGAUAAUUCUCAAAACAAACCAGUUGAACCUGGAGAAAGUAUAAAAGAAAUGCCAGUCAACAAACCUAAAGGAGGAUUUGUAGAAGCAAUGGCAAAAUUUGAAGGGCAUGAAAGUUUCACAAAAAUGCUGCGGAAAUCUCCUCUAGUUCAGAUUGGCGAUCCUCAAGGGAAAAUAGUUGAAGGAAAAAUAAUCCAUGUAGUAAAUGACGAUCUUUAUAUUGAUUUCGGUUCAAAAUUUAACUGCGUUUGUCCACGUCCUCCUAAAAAUGGAGCAUCUUAUACACUCGGAAGAAAAGUUCGAGUGCUAGUCCACGAUCUUGAACUGUCGACGCGAUUUCUUGGGGCGGCCACAGACUUGACAAUUUUAGAAGCAGACUGUACACUUCUUGGACUAGCAGCAAAGACCCAACCACAAGAAUCUAUUUCACAAGUCUCAUGAGAAUAGUUGUCUAAUAUCUAUUAAAUAUUUUGCACUGUUUUAGUAUUCUAAGGUGUGAAUUAGUGGUGUGGAGAAAGUCAGUCAGUAUGGUUAUACAUAGAGGAAUAUGCUCAGUUAAUCAUUUAAUUAAGCUGGAUAAAUCGACAUGUAACUUGCUCUAACCAUAAAUUAAACUAUGAAUAACAUUAAAGUUGUAUCAUUAUAAAG